This is a messenger RNA of Podospora anserina S mat+, 2364 nucleotides long. RefSeq lists its product as uncharacterized. The record is from RefSeq and is a predicted model, not a curated record. Gene Ontology annotation, biological process: microtubule-based movement. The transcript is spliced from 3 exons. Gene Ontology annotation, cellular component: nucleus; microtubule; kinesin complex. Bases 1 to 2364 code for a protein of 787 amino acids. Gene Ontology annotation, molecular function: microtubule motor activity; ATP hydrolysis activity; ATP binding. Lineage: Eukaryota; Fungi; Ascomycota; Sordariomycetes; Sordariales; Podosporaceae.
AUGGCCACGUCAAGACCACCGCAGAAUCUCUUCCAGGUUUAUCUGCGACUUCGCCCACACAACAAUAGCGCGUCGACCAGUGGGGAAAGAUUUCUGUCUGUCGAGGAGCCCGACGAGAACAGCGACGCGCCGAGACAUAUCACCCUAAACCCCCCCAAUGAUCGACGGCGUGCCAUCGAGAAGUUCGCAUUCACCCAGGUGUUUGAGGAGGAUGCCUCCCAACUGGAUGUCUUCCAUUGCACCGGCGUCGCAAAUCUCGUCGAAGGCGUGCUUGCUCCCUAUGGCGGCGAGGGGACUGAUGCUCUGCUUGCGACGCUGGGCGUAACUGGGUCAGGCAAGUCGCAUACCAUUCUUGGCUCAAAGUCCCAGCGCGGGAUGAUCCAGCUCGCCCUCGAUGUCAUCUUCCGAUCCCUUAGCGACAAUCUUCUCGACUGCAGCUCUUACCCUCCCCUCGAACAGUCGAUCACCAACUCUGAUCCUUCCGAAGCUCUCGUCUUUUCUGCCCACAACUUCCUCGACAGUGUGUACGCGGAUGCGCCCGCCACCUUCAAGAGUAGCAGCUCCAGAGCACCUACGCCUAUGCUAAGCGAAUCCGUUGGACCGAGUUCGAACCAACACCGACGCAUGAACCGCCCCCUCGCGUUCCCGCAGCAGCCUGAUAUAAGCGCCCUAUCUGUUUCAUGCGAUCCGUCGUCCGAAUAUGCCGUGGUGGUUUCCAUGUACGAAGUCUACAACGAUCGCAUCUUUGAUCUCUUGACCCCUCCCACCAAGUCGGCCGCAACGAAAGAAUAUCGCCGACGACCGCUCCUGUUCAAGCCGACAGAGACAUCCCCUGAUCGCAAGAUUGUUGCAGGACUUCGAAAGGUUAUAUGUGGGGAUUUACAGCAGGCCUUGCUGGUGCUUGAAGCUGGUUUACAUGAGCGGAGAGUGACAGGAACAAGCAGCAACAGCGUUAGCUCGCGAAGCCAUGGCUUCUUUUGCGUAGAAGUGAAAAAGCGCACCCGAGCCAGCCGCAAGCACGGCGAUCUUCCCUGGGGCGGCAGCACUCUCACCAUUGUCGAUCUUGCUGGAAGCGAAAGGGCAAGAGAUGCCAAAACCGCGGGCGCGACACUGGCAGAAGCCGGCAAGAUCAACGAAAGCUUGAUGUAUCUGGGCCAAUGCUUGCAGAUGCAGAGCGAUGCCACGACCAAGGACAAGCCAAAUCUUGUCCCAUUCCGUCAGUGCAAGCUGACUGAGUUGCUGUUCUCCAAUUGUUUCCCGUCGGUCUCAUCCUUUUCGUCAGCCCGCCAUCGAAAUCCUCAGAAGGCUGUCAUGAUCGUUACCGCCGACCCUCACGGCGACUACAAUGCAACGUCUCAGAUCCUUCGAUAUUCCGCCCUGGCGAGGGAAGUUACCGUCCCGCGCGUCCCCAGCAUAACACAAACCACGUUGUCGGCCCCGGCGCCUCCUGCCAGCCCACCCUCCCUGGGACAACUAGGCUCACCACCUGUCCACCAUCGCAGCUUUUUUGCUCCUCCCGGAUCAUCUUCUUCCAACCAACCGCAGCACGGUGGCCUGUUGUCAUCCCCCAACAUCCAGCGAGCAUUCUCGCCUCUGUCUGGCUCUAGCCCCAGCGGAGACGCCCACCGCAGCACUAUGGAGGCCGCGGCGCUCGAGAUUGCCCGUCUCUCCGAAGAGUUGGAGUAUCUUCGUCAAGCGCUCGAGUCAGAACGCUCAGCGCGCGAAGAAGCCGAGGCGCAUUUGCUCAGCAUGGAGGACCGUAUGAUUGAGCUCGAGCAAGCUAUUCGUGAGGACUGCACCAACGAGUUUGAGCAGCGCCUCGAGAUUGAGAUGGCAAGGUGGAAGACGACGAUGCAAAUCGAGAUGGAACGAGGCGAGGAGCAUUGGGGACGGAAGAUUGAAGUUUUCGAGAGGAGCCUAGCUGUCGCGCCUUUAUCGUUGCCGUCAACCCAGCCGCAGAGCGAUUACGAGGAGGUCGACGGGGAAGACAACGACAAGGAAAAUAUUCUCAUGGAGGACAUGGAACAGGAGAACGAGAGACUCAAGAGGGAGAACGAGAUUCUCAGAAGAGAGGUAGCUGGGAUGAGCCCAAGCAAGAGGAGACCGUUGGGUGAGAGAUCAGGACUCGGUGUUGCCGGUGAGGAGAGCAGAGGUGGCAGUCCAAGACCCACAAGAAAAGACAGGGAAAGAGACAGGGAGGUGACAUUGAGGCAGAAAUUGGAGAAUCUUAGGAUGGAUGAUUCAUCUUCUGAAUCUCAGCGGCCGCCGUCUGCACAGCAACAAAGCAGGCACAGCAGUCCCAAGAAAAUGAGGAGGUUACAGACCAAGAGAUGGAACGAAAUUGAUGAUGACGAUAUGUUUUAG